AUGGCCGUUCCAAAUUACUACUUCCCAUAUGUCCCUCCACCACCUCCAGCUGUAAAGCCGCCAAGUCACCCAGCGCCGCCACCACCGACAGCAAAGCCGCCAACUCACCCAGCGCCACCACCACCAGCAGCUAAGCCGCCUAGUCACUCAACCCCACCACCUCCGUCAGCAAAGCCACCAAGUCACUCAACCCCACCACCCCCACCACAUAAGCCAUUUAGCCCACCGCCUCCUCAUGUACACCCUCCGCCAGCACUGCCACCCCAUGCAGGCCCACCACCACCGCCAUUGCCACCUUCUCCAUCCCCGAAUCACCCGACUGUCAUAGUCAUUGUAUUCAUCUCAUUUGGUUCUGUUUUCUUCCUUGCAUUUCUUGCAAUUGCUCUGUGUUGUUUCCUCAAGAAAAAGAAGAAGAAGACUAUCCAAGAAACCGAAGUCAUUCAUUUCGACGAACACAGGAAGAUCAAGGAGGCCAUAGUGGAAGGUCCCCAUGGACCACAAGCUGUGGUACUAUCAGUUGAGGAUGAUGUUCAUAUAGAUGAGGCGAUCAGGAAAGAUGAGACAUCUGAAAAGAGAUGGCCAUAUUCUUCGAGUUCAAAUGUCCAAGAAACUGAUAUUAUUCAUGUCGAUGGACAUGAGAAGGUGAAAGAAGACAUUGUAGAAGGUCCUCAUGGAUCAAAAGCUGUGCUGUUGACAAUUGAUGAUGAUAUCCAUGUCGAUGAGGAGAUCAGGAAGAACGAAAGAUCUGGUAAAGAUGGUCAUCACCAUUUGCACCAGGCUGGUCAAUAAAAGUCCUUUGGACUUACAACCUCGUGUGCUAUUACUCCUUUCAUGUAAUUCAAAAAAUUCCAUCACGAAGAUUAUUGUGAUCGAUGUAU
Messenger RNA from Fragaria vesca subsp. vesca, 878 nucleotides. RefSeq lists its product as uncharacterized. Gene Ontology annotation, biological process: plant-type secondary cell wall biogenesis. The record is from RefSeq and is a predicted model, not a curated record. The transcript has a single exon. The coding region runs from base 1 to 789 and encodes 262 amino acids. Lineage: Eukaryota; Viridiplantae; Streptophyta; Magnoliopsida; Rosales; Rosaceae.